ACCCUGGUGGCCCCAUGACUCGACUGGCCUCUGUGCUUGUGUGUGUGUGUCCCUCUGCUUUUUCUCGGGGAGCCCCUUCAGGACGCAGAUGCUCCAUCUCCAGCUGGGAGAAGGCCUCUGUCUGAUGCUGGAACUGCAAUAAGGGAGAGAGGUACACAAAUAAAGGAUAACGUAUUUUAUGAAACAAAUCUUUGAUCAAGUUAACAUUUUGAUGCUUGGCAUCUAGACUCCCUUGUGCCCUCACUAUGCCAGCAGCAACUGUAGAUCAUAGCCAAAGAAUUUGUGAAGUAUGGGCUUGCAACCUGGAUGAAGAGAUGAAGAAAAUCCGUCAGGUUAUUCGAAAAUACAAUUAUGUUGCUAUGGACACAGAGUUUCCAGGUGUUGUUGCAAGACCCAUUGGAGAAUUCAGGAGCAAUGCCGACUAUCAAUACCAACUAUUGCGCUGCAAUGUAGACUUGUUAAAGAUAAUUCAGCUAGGACUGACUUUUAUGAAUGAGCAAGGAGAAUACCCUCCAGGAACUUCAACUUGGCAGUUUAAUUUUAAAUUUAAUUUGACGGAGGACAUGUAUGCUCAGGACUCCAUAGAACUACUCACAACAUCUGGUAUCCAGUUUAAAAAACAUGAAGAGGAAGGAAUUGAAACACAAUACUUUGCAGAACUUCUUAUGACAUCUGGAGUGGUCCUCUGUGAAGGGGUCAAAUGGUUAUCAUUUCAUAGUGGUUAUGACUUUGGCUAUUUAAUCAAAAUCCUGACCAACUCUAACUUGCCUGAAGAAGAACUUGACUUCUUUGAGAUUCUACGAUUGUUUUUUCCAGUCAUUUAUGAUGUGAAGUACCUCAUGAAGAGCUGCAAAAAUCUAAAAGGUGGUUUACAGGAGGUUGCCGAACAGUUAGAGCUGGAACGAAUAGGACCACAACAUCAAGCAGGAUCUGACUCAUUGCUCACAGGAAUGGCCUUUUUCAAAAUGAGAGAAAUGUUCUUUGAAGAUCAUAUUGAUGAUGCCAAAUAUUGUGGUCAUUUGUAUGGCCUUGGCUCUGGUUCAUCCUAUGUACAGAAUGGCACAGGGAAUGCAUAUGAAGAGGAAGCCAGCAAGCAGUCAUGACAUGAAAUAGUCCUUUAUUUUUAUCUUAUUUCAGCUAUACACAUGCUUGUAUAUAGGUUUUUAUCUCUGGUUGAUCCUUUGAACAUAGACAAUACUUUUUUCUCAUAGUCCAUUUUAUUUUCUAGCGCUCGGUAUGACUAUUCCUAUCUCAGAUCUUAAUAAAUAGAAAAGUAUUCAGGUUAAAUUUGGCCUUAAUAUACUUGUUAGCAGGUGUUUGAAUGGGAAAAUACGUCAUACUGAAUAUUUUGAUAAACUAUCUACCUGAGCUUGGUUUGUUUUCUCCCCUUUCCUAAAUUAACUAGCACUGAUUGUAACUUAUUCCCCUAUUUCAUGUCUCCCUUCCAUUCUACAGGAGUUUAGAUAUUGGAGAUUGUGGACCAUCAAUUUUGCACUUUAGAGAGUGAUUCCUAACACACAUCCUCUGUUUUAUUAGAAAACUUGGGCCUUCUUAGCUGGAAAAAUGACCAUCUGCCAACUAAACACAGUAUUUACUUGUUUUUGACCCAUGAAAUAGCACAUGCAUGUGCAGACGGUUAAUUCACCAAGAUUACAAAAGACAAACUACUGAGGAACUUAGUAACUGCUGUUUUCUGUAUGUAGUGUUUUAAGCUUUCAAAUACAUCUAGUGUCUGUCAGUUUCAAAAUGGCAUGUGCAGGCUGCUCUGUGACUGAACCAUUUUUCAAACCAGCUUUACACCCUUCAGGAAAAUCCCUUGUGAUUGGAUGUUGAAUAACUGCCAGGAAACUGGUAUCCCAGAUGUUGAAGCUGCAGUCAUAAUAGCACACUUCCUUUGAUUUAUUUUUUGUUCCAUCACUGUUAACCUUUAUUUUUAAAUUCUUCUUUAAUUUUAUAGCCAUACUUAUGAUGCUCUUGAUUUGUUGAUUACACAAAUCAAUUCCAUUAAAGUCCAAAGAUAAUAAGUAUUUAGGUAUAUUUUGUACCAAAUUAGAAGACAAAAAGUUGUGCUUUCAUAGUAGCAGAUUAAAGUAAUGGAGAGAUUUGGUGCAAAACAACAAAAUACAAAAACUAUAUAGCUAUAUAAGAUGACCUGAGGAGUGUAAUGCUUGUUUAUUUUUUUGUGUAUAUCUUUGCAAUCUAUUUUAUAUAUAUUGACAAAAGAGACUGUGAAAUAUUUAGCCAUGCAGGAUAUGUGACCAGACCAGAGCAUGUGUAUGAGGACUUUCUGGCAAUCAUUACCUUUACCCUGAAAUGAUGGACUGCAAGUUAUGAUGUGUUAUCUACACUUCAAUCAGUACAUUAGCAAAUCUCCAAAUGUUAGCCACAUUGGUUUUGUUUCUUGUACAUUCUCUAUUCAUGAUAGUACAAUGCUGUAACUGGGUGGUCCUUUUUGAACAUUAUUUGCAAAACAGAGGGUAUUAUUUGUUUUUAAAGCUUUUGUAAAUAAAGGCUUCAGAAAAGUUUUCAUAUAUAUGUUGAUGAUUGGUAUUUUUUUAAAGAAAUAUUUAUUUGGUGUAUUGUUAUUGUUUUACUUGGUUUUAAUUUGGGCAGUUGAACAUAGAACACCAUAAAUCAAUCAGAGCCUCUGUAUUUCAGCAGUGUUGGCUUAUUUUCUAAUACCUCAACUAGAUUCUAAGGAUUUGUACUUCUACUUUUCAGGAAUGCAUUUAUUCUGAAAGACAAAGUAAAUGUAUUUGAUAGAAUUACUGUGAUGUCUUUAAAACUAACACAUAAUUGAUUUGAUUUUAACCUUUCUAUCCUUAAAAGGAAUUAUGAAAAUUGCCUUUUAACAAUCUGAAUUAACUAACCUUCAAUUACUAAAUUUUAUAACUUGUAUUGAUUUUGGUUUUUGAGUUUAAAAAGUAGAAAUAUUUUAUAUUGUCUGUACAAGGAGCAUUAUUUCCUUUACUGAAUCCAGCUUUUGGGUAUAAACAUACUAAGCUGAUUACUUUUUAGUGUUCCUGAGCCAAUUUGAAUGUUCUGUUAAAUCUUUUACAGCAAAGGUCAGAAACUGGUCUUUAGGCCAAAACCUGCUUGCUUCCUGUUUUUAUGGUGAGAUGAGGUUGGUACUUAUAGUUUUAAAAUAAUUGGGAUAAGGGGGAUACAAAUAAUAUUUCCUGGUGUGACAAUUCUAUGAAAUUCAAAUUUCAGUGUCCAUGAAUAAAGUUUUAUUGGAAUGCA
Messenger RNA from Suncus etruscus (white-toothed pygmy shrew), 3243 nucleotides. RefSeq names its product CCR4-NOT transcription complex subunit 7 (gene CNOT7). Gene Ontology annotation, molecular function: nucleic acid binding; poly(A)-specific ribonuclease activity. The record is from RefSeq and is a predicted model, not a curated record. Bases 246 to 1103 code for a protein of 285 amino acids. Gene Ontology annotation, cellular component: CCR4-NOT complex; P-body; CCR4-NOT core complex. The transcript is spliced from 7 exons. Lineage: Eukaryota; Metazoa; Chordata; Mammalia; Eulipotyphla; Soricidae.